AUGCCUCCUGGCUUUGGCCCCAACCCUCAGGCUAGAGGGUUGAUUCCCACAGUGGAAGUCCCAUCCACAGGGACAGGCCUAGGUUCAAGAGGAAGGCAAGGCCUUGUUUCUACCCAGGUCCUAUCUGGUGUUGUAAGCACUGCCCAGUUCUUCCUGUAUGAGGCUUUCCUGGGUCAGCACUUUGAGGCUGUGGACUUGGGAGGGAAUGAGCCAGAACCUGGAGACCUCUUCUUGUUCCGGUUAACAUCACCUGUAGGGCAAUGGCUGGGGGCCCAUGUAGGUGUCUAUUGUGGACAUGGGGAAAUCAUCCAUUUUGAAGGCCGGCCUCCCCCUGGGCCCCAGGCUUUCCUGGGUCCCUGGGAGGGCAUGGUGUCCAAGCAGGGCCGGCGGCAGCUGCUGCGCUCGCGCUCGCUUUGGCGAGUUCUGCGGCGGAAGGGCGGCGUGGACCGCAAGGCGCUGAAGCGGAGGGUGCAGGAGGCCAUGGAUGCAGACUCGCUUCCCUAUCACCCGACCCACAGCAACUGCGUCCACUUCGCCUUGACCCUCCUCGGCCAGGAGACACUGUCUGUGGACGUGGAUGUGACAAGUCACCUAGAUUCCGGAUCUUAG
Dromiciops gliroides (monito del monte) is the source of this 609-nucleotide messenger RNA. RefSeq lists its product as uncharacterized. The transcript has 3 exons. The coding region runs from base 1 to 609 and encodes 202 amino acids. The record is from RefSeq and is a predicted model, not a curated record. Lineage: Eukaryota; Metazoa; Chordata; Mammalia; Microbiotheria; Microbiotheriidae.